Eremomyces bilateralis CBS 781.70 is the source of this 1103-nucleotide messenger RNA. RefSeq lists its product as uncharacterized. Lineage: Eukaryota; Fungi; Ascomycota; Dothideomycetes; Eremomycetales; Eremomycetaceae. The transcript has 3 exons. The record is from RefSeq and is a predicted model, not a curated record. Bases 227 to 904 code for a protein of 225 amino acids.
AAAAAACACUGUCGUCGUGUCAGGAGAACUGAUUACUGAGACGCUUGGGUAUCAGAUCUUAUCUCCUUUAUCUCACAUUCUUCUUUGAUUUGCCGCGCGAGGCGUUCAUGGGGUUGGUCCAUCGCUUUUUAUACAUGUGCGCCAGUGCAAUACGAGAACAUCGCGAGUGGUUGCAAGACACGUCCAGCCUAAAUGGGUAGAGGGCAUCGCACCGGUACAUAUAAAAAUGGGCGACCAUCACAAUGAGGACGACAAGACUCUUCCUCAAGUCGGGAUUAAUCCUACAAUUAAAUCAAUAGCGGCCUUUGGCGCUUGUGCAGGUGUAUUUGGGGGUCUGACUGCUGGAACCGUUGGCGUUCUACGAGGCAUUCCACACCCAGGUUUACGAGUCAUAGCAGGCGGAUUGAGCUACUUCUUUUGGGGAAGCACUCUCUGGACUCUUCGGUCUGCGGGCCUUGCGGCAUCUAGCACGCUGCGCGGGCCUGAAAACGUCACUUCUACUGAUCGUGUACUCUGGACUACCGUUGCGGCUGGUAUCUCCGGUGGCUGCUCCGGUCUGAUGCAAGAGCGGUUCGGAGGUCAAAAGGGUACUUUAAGGCCAACUAUCUUCCUUUGGACCAUCGCGGCUUUGGGUGGCCAAAGUAUGGUCGAAUUCCUAGACUCGAGGCAUCAACAGCGAUUACUUGAUGAAGAACUGGAUCCGCGUCUGAGACUGCCCAUGCUGCAUCGCCUCGCUGCAUCCAAAUGGAGUCCAUUCAAACUGCUGUCCAACGAGGAAUAUGAACAGCAUCUCGAAGAACGAAUACUAGUGUUUGACACCGAAAUUGCUCUUAUCGACGAUCAGAUCGCGCAACUCAAGCUCGCUUUGUCAGCCGAGGAGUCAUCAGAGAAUCAAAGGUCAUGAAACUAUAAAGACCUAUCCUCGAAGAAACAGCUUCCAUCUUCAUGGUCAGACUGUGCGAAACUCAGCUGCCCGAUACAGAUCUCCGGAUUGCCAGAAGAAACAUCUGUGCAACGUCUCGGUCCGAGCUUGAAUCGCGAUAUUGGUCCAAUAUAGACCCUUGCCUUCCCUGCAUGCGAUCAAUAUUGGCCACCUAAUAGAA